Anopheles arabiensis is the source of this 7075-nucleotide messenger RNA. It is a transcript of the gene Hmt4-20, whose product is annotated as histone-lysine N-methyltransferase Suv4-20. Gene Ontology annotation, cellular component: nucleus. The record is from RefSeq and is a predicted model, not a curated record. Gene Ontology annotation, molecular function: protein binding; histone H4K20 methyltransferase activity. The transcript has 4 exons. Lineage: Eukaryota; Metazoa; Arthropoda; Insecta; Diptera; Culicidae. Bases 1309 to 7056 code for a protein of 1915 amino acids.
GUCGACGGUGUUGUUUGUGUGGUGUGGUAGUAGAGACAGAGGACACAGAAGUUCUGUACCUGUAUUUUCGUUCGCUUCGCACGGCAAGCGCAGUCUCGCAGUGCCACAAUCGAAUGCGUAAGGGUGCCCCAGCACCAGUACCAGUACCGUGCAACCUGUGGUGGUGGUGAAGGCCUAUCGGAAAAGCGAAAGAAAACGGUAGAACGGGCAGGAGAAGCGUAUCAAGGAAAAAAAAAAGAAAGCAAAAAAAAUAUAAAAGCACAAGAUACCAAACUGACACAGCGUGAAACGGCAAGGGGGUAAGGCGGAAGAGAGCGACCCCGAGAUAAAAGAAACCCCCCCCUGGCAGAAGCUCUUCAAUCCAAAAACCCACCAAACUAUCUCAAUUGAUCGCAAUUGCCGUCGAGUGUGGUUUUUUUUUGCAGCAGCAGCAGCAACAGCAUCAACAACAAAAAUCCAAUAAUGGCUUCCUUUUCGCUGCCGCUCCAAUAUUCGCAAAGGAAACGACAGUAGUUACGCAAAUGUUGCUCAGAUCAUCAUCGUAGGCAGCCAAACCGAGUCUCCGGAAGGCGUGUGUUUCCCGUGUACCGAUUGCUCCUACACGAUUCGAACGAGCCACCGCGGUGCCGCGGUUGCCAGCCAAAUCUGCCGGCGGAAAUAACCAACCACCACCCCACCACGCUCCUGGCCGCUUCGGACGCGCUCGCACACCCAACCACACAGGGCUCUCGCUGAAGCGCCGGUGCCGACAGCAAUAAUCGGUCAGUGGUGGCGGCUGCGGCAGAGCAAACCGACGACGACGGUGGUGCAGGCAGCAGCGCGUCGGGCAGGCGGCGGACGGCAGCGGCGAGCAGGCGGCGGACGGCAGCAGCGCAACUGCACCGGCGGCGCACGGCAGUGACGGGCGUGGGCGGGCAGCGUCGCGCCGCUAGGAUUGCCGGACCGUCCAGCAGCAGGAAGCAGCAGCGGCACCACGCUGGAGCAGAUACGAAGGCGAAACCGUCGUCGUCGUCGUCAUCGUCCUCGCCAUCCCGAGCAGCAGCAGCAGCAGCAGCAGCAGCAGGUCCCGCACCAGCAACAGCAGCAGCAGCAGCAGCACAGUCGGCUGCGGGUGGCUGCGUAACAGCGGCAUCAUCCUGUUGCGCCGCCAUCAACCCGCCACCACCACCACCACCACCGCCACCCACACGACCCGCUGGAGGUGGAGGAGGGGGAGGAGGAGGAGGGGGCGGAGGGGGUGCGACCGAAGCGUCGUCCUGUGACGACGGUACAGGCAUCACCAGCAGCAGCAGCAGCAGCGGCGCCAAAAUGGUGGUAGCGUCGUCCGGGCACACAUCGGGCAGUGCCGCCGGCGGACAGCAGGCCCAGGCCCGGAGCAGCAGCCAGCACCUGCACAAGCUGGCCCAGGUCGCCAGCCCGGGCACGGGCAUGACGCCGAAGGAGCUGUCCGACAACGACGAUCUCGCCACCGGGCUGGUGCUCGACACCAUACUCGGCUUCCAGACGCACAAGAUGAGCCUCAAGUACCGGCCGCUCAAGGCGAACAAGGACGAGAUCAAGAACAUCAUCGAGGAGUUUAUACGGACGCAAAACUACGGCAAGUGCUACCAGCAGCUGAUGAACGGCAACUGGAUGCCGCGUUCCGUGCUGAACAAAAACAAGCUGGCCCUGAAGCGGCUGGAAGCACACAUCUAUCGCUACCUAAGGGUGUUUGAUCAGCAUUCCGGCUUCGUGAUCGAGGCGUGCUACCGCUACUCGCUCGAGGGCCAGAAAGGUGCCAAAAUCUGCUCCACCCGCCGCUGGAUGAAGAACGAGAAGAUCGAGUGCCUGGUCGGGUGCAUCGCCGAGCUGACGGAGCGCGAGGAGGCCGACCUGCUCUACCCGGGCCGGAACGACUUCUCCGUGAUGUACAGCUGCCGGAAGAACUGCGCCCAGCUGUGGCUGGGCCCGGCCGCCUACAUCAACCACGACUGCCGGGCGAACUGCAAGUUCGUGGCGACCGGGCGCGACACCGCCUGCGUGAAGGUGCUGCGCGACAUCGAGGUGGGCGAGGAGAUCACCUGCUUCUACGGCGAGGACUUCUUCGGCGACAACAACUGCUACUGCGAGUGCGAAACGUGCGAGCGGCGCGGGACGGGUGCGUUCGCGGCCCGCGCCCGCCUGCUGGAGGAGGCCGGCAGCUCCGCCCUGUACAACGGGGGAGCGGGAGUGGGCGGCAGCGCGGGCGACGCUGGGUGCGGUGCGGUUGGGACCGGCGCGGGGAGCGAUGUGAACGGGACGGGCGCCCGGCCCCGCUACGAUCCCUGCCUGGUGGGGGGCGGUGUGAACGGGCCGAGCGGCGGUGUGGUGGUGGGCGUCGUCGGCACCGCCAACGGGGGCGUGCGGUACCGGCUGCGCGAGACGGACAAUCGGCUGAACCGGAUGAAAAACAAGCGCAACAAUGGGGCGGGCGGGGGCGAGGCGGGCCCGAAGGCGGUGACCGCGAUUGGGAAGGAGCCGCCCUCCGCCCUCAGCCUGCUGACGGUGCGCGAGCUGCGCGACAAGGGCAUGACCAAGUACGAUGCGGAGAUGCUGCUCGCGCAGCAAAAACCGUACUGCACGAGCGCGGCCACGCUGGCACCGGCACUGGCACCGGUCGCUGGUGGUGCGGGCGCGGGUGGUCGUGUGCCGGCGGGGACCGCAGCGCCCGCUCAGCACAGUGCCGACACGGCGGGGGAGGAAGAGGCGCCUGGGAGCAAGAAGGUGGCGGAGAGGAGCGAAGCACAGAUGAAGCGAGCGACCCGCUCGUCGACCUGCGGCAGCACGAAGCCACUGAUCGUGGCCGCCGGCUCCGCCGCUGCCGCCAGCAAGCCCGAGGAAGGCGCGAAAGCGCAGGAGAAGAAGCGAGACGGCAGCGCGCACGAGGGGGCGAAUGGGAAGGUGGCACCGCCGGGCAAGAGCAAUCCCCGCCGACGGUACAGCAGCUACAGCAGCGCCAGCACGGAGCUGUCGAGCGUGUCGACCGAGCGAAAGCCGCAAUCCACGGACCGUCGACAGCAGCAGCAGCAACAGCCACACGAAACCAAACGCAAGCGGAAAAAGGAACCGGCGGAGCACGGGCAGCGGCAGCGGGCUGCCUCCGUAGCGCCGGGGAAGGGCCGGGCCCGCUCGAAGGACCCGGCCGACGAGAUCAUCGUCAUCGACGACGAGUGCAGCAACGGCAGCAGCAGCGUGCAGUCGGGCACGGACGCGCAACUGCCCUUCGGGCGCAAGCGGCGCGCCAGCAUGUACACGAGCAGCAGCCGCAGCAUCUACACGUUCCACGACGACGCGCUGGACGAUGGGCCGGCGCCCCCCGCGCCCAACGGGUACUACGCGCUGCGCAACAACCCCCCCGCCCAGCAGGACGGUCAGCCGCCGCCGCCCCGGUCGGGCGGGCAGGCAGCAGCGGCGGCCGCGACGAGCCGCAAACGGCCCCGCGAGCAGACACCGGACGAGCAGCAUCCGGGUGUCGCUUCGGCCAAGCGGCCCGGCGGGGACAGCGCGCCACCCCGCAUCAUGACCCGCUGCAUGUCGUUGCGUUCGGGCCAUGGCCCCCCGACGGCGGCGGGGAAUGCCGAAUCGUCGUCGUCAACCACCGCCGCCGGCAGCAGCGAGAUGGAGGAAAUAAGCCCACGGGUAACGCGCGGUAUGCUGCGCCUGCUGGAGGACCACGAGGCCCCGAAGCCACCGUCCCGGGGCGCCUCCGCCGAACCGCAGAACGGCGGCACGUAUGCCAGGAGGCCUGGUAGAAGGCUAUCGACCGUCACGACGACCACGGCGCAGCCGGGCGACGAACCGCACGCCGAGCGGCCGCAGGAGUGGAACAGGGGCAGCAGCCGGCGCAAGCAGAAGCUGCAGGUGGCGCGCUACGGGCGGAAAAAGGAGCCCCCCCGAGAGGGUGCGGGCCCCGACGACGAGGAAGAGGAGGACGACGACGACGAGCCGGAGGAUGACGACGAGGAGAGGGAGGAGGAGCACCGUGUAGGGGAGAAGGGUGCGCUGCUGAAGCGGCUGCAGCAGGAGGAAGUGGGGCCGCCGGUCGCCCGUUCCACCGCCACCGCCACUGCCAGCAAUCGUACCCGCAAGCAGCUCUCACCGACCAAGCGGACGCGCGGUGCCCGGGAGGUCACGCUCAACCGGAGGCAGGUGGGCGGGCAGGCCAGCGAACGGAGAAGGUACGAUUUCGGCGAGCAAGACGGGGAGGAGGACGAGGAGGAGGACGAGGAGGAGGACGACGUGGAGGACGAGGAGGACGACGUAAUAUGGCAACAUCCGGCAAAAAAUGGCAACAGAAGCGGCAGCAGCAACAGCAACCUGCCCACCAGCAGCAGCAGCUCGGCCAGCACCUUUCUGCUGCGGGACGGAGCCGGCCCCGACGGCGGCAGCCCCGGCGUAAUCGUCCUGUCUAGCUCGUCCGCCUCCUCCUCCUCCUCCAGCUCGUCCGCGUCGUCCGUGUCGUCCGUUUCGUCGGUGUCGUCCGCUCGCCACAAGGCGACGAACGCCGCCGAUCAGCAUCGGCUGAAGCUGAAGCUGCGCAUGAAACCCGUCUCGACCACCACCGGCGGAGAGGAGGAGGACGAGGAGGCGGAGGACGAGGAGGAGCAGCGGGACCGGUUGCGGCAGCAGUGGCGCACGGGCGGCGUGCCCUUGGCGCAGUCAAAAUUUGCGCCCCACAGCCGCCCGGACGCAGCUGGGGCGCGCAAGGGUAGCCGGCGGGACGACGGGCAGUCCACCUCGGUCGGCAGCACGACGCACGGUCGGGGGGACGAAGCGGAGCACGCCAGAACGCCCGUGACGACCGUUUCGGACGAAGACGACGAGGACGACAUCAUACUGGCGAAGAUUCUGCAGUGUGGCAAGCAGCAGCAGCAGCAACAGCAACAGCAGCAGCAGCAGCAGCAGCAGCAGCAGCAGCAGCAGCAGCAGCAACAGCGGAGCGGCACGUUUCGGCACCGGGAGCAGGCGGCGACACAGCAGCACUCGUCCAGCAGCAUCAGCAGCAUGGCGAUCAGUUCCUCCACCUCGUCGGCCAAGGACGGCGAGGCGACGAGCAGCAGCAGCAGCAGCAGCGCCAAGCUGUCGCCGUCGUCCACCGCAUCCUCCUCCACGCUGCCGGCGGGCGAACCGCUGAUGCGGACGCCGGAGCGCCGGCUGAAGCUGACGCUGCGCAUGAAGCGCAGCCCGGUGAUAGACGAAAUCAUCGAGUCGGGCAACAGCAUGAGCGACGCGGACAAUGGCGGCAGCCCGGGUGCGUUUCGGCGCGAGUACGAGAUACUGCGCAUGGAGGGUUUGCGCGAGCACGACGACGAGGAGGAGGAGGCGGAGGGAGCGCCGGACCGCCCGUACGGGAGGUGCCGCGGCGGCGUGUUGCCGGCCCGCCGCUCGCUCACGUACGACUCGUCGGCUGCCAGCAGCACGCACGGCGGCAGAGCGAAGGGCCGGCGGCGGGACGACUCGCCGGCCGACACCGAACCGCCGCUCUCGAAGGACGACAAUGGCGAGCAGGGAAGGGAGGAGGAGGGAGAGGAGGGGGAGGAGGAGGACGAAGACCUGACGUCGUACAGCAGCAGCUGCAGCAGCCUGGUGUCGCAGAAGCGGAAAAAGCGCCACAAAGCGUCCAAGGAAGCGCGCCGGCUGCGCAAGGAGGCGAAGCGGCAGCGCCGCCAGCAGCAGCUGCUGUACGAGACGGUGUGCGCGGCGGAGCAGCGGCAUGGCGGGCACGAACAGCUUAAAUCAAAGUAUUACGCCACCUACGCGGCGCCAGCAGCACCGGCAGCGCUGCACGACGAAAAGGUCGAUGGACAGGGGGAGAGCAGUGUGGUAGCUUCAGCAGCAGCACCACCACCACCAUCCCCUGCCAGCUCUUCCACGGUGACGCACGAGCUACCACCGGCUGCCCCACACCAGCGCGCACAUCCUUCUCCGCCUCCACCACCGCCACCACCACCACCUCCACCUGCGCUCCCAGCGCAUCAAAACAGCUACUCGCAUCCGCAUCACCACCAUCACCACCAGCACCACCAUCCCCAUCAUCAUCAAACUCAUCAGUCUGUGAUACUGCAGCCGACCGCACUGAGCGGGAUGCGCACGGAAGCGACCGGUGGCGGCGGCCGGGACGACUGGUACGAGAUGGGUCGCCCGAACAUCCGGUGGCCGCACCUGCUAAAUCCCUCAGCGACCGGUGGCGGUGCAAUGUACGGCGACACGGUGAGCAGUGCUGCCGCCGCCACGGCCCCGCCCAGCGAGGGCAUCGGGAACGGCGGUAUCGGGCUGCCGAUGAAGCGCCUUCGGCUGAUCUUCGGCAACGAGACGCACACGCGCGACAUUCCUGCGGUCGAGGCGGCGCCGAGCGGCAUCACGGGCGCCAGUACCGCCACCACCACCACCAACACCCCCAGCCCGACGGCUACCGACGAUGGGACGGUGGUGGUGCUGUCCGAGGCACUUCCCACCGCCGCUGCCAGCUCUUCCUCGUCGACGGUUCGCUCCCCCGGGCGGAGCGUCCUGCGGAACGGUGGCGAGCACACGUCGACCACCACCGGCAAGCUCCACCCGUGCCCCGUGUCGUCCAACGUGAUCGUGAGCAACACGCCGGGCGUGAUCGUGAGCCCAACGCGACCGCCGCCCCCUCACCAGCCGUCCCCGGCGGUGCUACGAAGCAAUGGGAGCGAUGGCGUCAUCAACAGCACGACUGGUUGCGACGUCGGUGGCGCUGGCGCGCACCUUGGGCUGCUGCAGCGCCCCCAGCAGCACGCGCACCAUCCACCCUCGGCUGGUGCGGGUGGAGGGGGCGGUGGUGGCGGUGGUAGCAAUGGGUUGUUGCUGCACGCGCAAUACCAUCUGCAGCCGCCACCGUCGUCGACCCUUCCCACCGAGGUACCGUGCGGCGGUGGGGCCGUCUACCCGCCCGUCUCGGGCGGAGACCUUCAGCUCGGCAGCAGUGCCGGCGGGCUACAAACUACCAGAUUCCUUCUUCUCUCGUUCCCGCCGACGCUCGAUGUGCAGCCGUGCUCGGGCAAUGGCACCAGCUGGUAGGUGGUUGGGGGUGGGGAGG